Messenger RNA from Sclerotinia sclerotiorum 1980 UF-70, 1248 nucleotides. RefSeq lists its product as hypothetical. The record is from RefSeq and is a predicted model, not a curated record. The coding region runs from base 1 to 1248 and encodes 415 amino acids. Gene Ontology annotation, biological process: siderophore biosynthetic process. Lineage: Eukaryota; Fungi; Ascomycota; Leotiomycetes; Helotiales; Sclerotiniaceae. The transcript has 4 exons.
AUGACCGCGCGGAAAAAGCUCCUUUCAUUUGGUUGGAAGUGGGCUGGAAAACCUCUACCUCAACCAUUACACUCCGAUUCUCUCUCAUGGCUUGAUCUGGUAUCCAGAUCCGAAGCUGAAUGCCCGCCUCCAUCUGAUAACACCGCUUGGGCAAGAGCGUGUCGAAGCCCGCAAACCACUUUUCAAUGGACGGGAUCCAAUGCGCCUGCUUUGGGCCAAAUCUGGAAUUUAGUCCACGCAAUAUACCUAGCUCAUCCCACUUUGGAGUAUUUCCGACUGACUCUGCUUGGAUCUGAGAAGGAGGUCAUUCGGAGCGAGUUAUUAUCUACUGGUUUAGGAAUUGACCAUCCAAAACCAUGGCGAUUUUCAAAGGCGGCAACAAGCGCAGCACCAACGGAGGAUUUAUUAAUUCUUCGAGGUGCAUUCUGGCAAGGAGCAGCCUCACCAUUAGGUCCUCGUCCCAUCUGGGUGAUUGGAGAUGGCACAGAUGGUCCCAUUCGAGAAUCUCUAGCCCAAUAUCCCGUUAUGCCUGAAAACCACCAACUUACCAUGAAAUUUCCCGAAGAAGCUGUCUAUACUCACCAUCCGAUACGUCGUCCUAAACCACAUCCAGGAUCCAUUUGCUACAGUCGUUAUAUUCCCGAAUUGGACGAGCAUUUCUCUCUCGAAGUGGUUGAUUGGCAAGAUGAUGCUCAUUUGAAACUCUUCAACACGUGGCAAAAUGAUCCACGUGUUGCUAAGGGUUGGAAUGAAACGGGAACUUUGGACCAGCAUCGUGAGUAUCUACGCAAGUUACAUUUUGACCCUCACGUGCUGUGUCUGUUUGGGCGCUUUAACGAGACUCGAUUCUCCUAUUUUGAGCUCUAUUGGGCGAAAGAGGAUCACUAUGGCGCACACUACAACGCCGGAGAUUACGAUCGUGGACGCCACUCACUCGUUGGGGACGCCUCAUUCCGCGGUCCACAGCGAGUAAACGCCUGGUACUCGAGUUGUAUCCAUUAUGUAUUCCUAGACGAUCCGCGAACUGCAAAUGCAGUUGGAGAGCCAAAAGCCACAGGCGCCAUUAUUUUAUCUUAUGAGAAUGCACAAGGUCUUACCAUUGGGAAGUAUGUUGAUCUGGGACAUAAACGAUCUGUUCAUUCAAUUUGUAGUCGUGAAAAAUGGUUUCAGCUAUGUCCUCUAUUUUGGGAUGGAAGAAACCAGCCGUUGGAAUCUGCGGAUCGAGCUGCUUGGAAUGCGAAGUUGUGA